AUGGAGGAUCCUUCACCCGACGCUCCUACCCUAUCAAUUACAGCAGAUCCUACACCAACACGCCUCCCCGCCGCGCCGCCGACCGCCCAGAUGGGGCCACACAACCGCUCCCCCGGGCGGGGAGGGCCCCGCUCCAAGCGCUCGAGGGCCGCCGCCGCCGCCGUCCUCCUAACCCCACCUCGUCCUCGCGCCCUUCCGCCGCCGCCGCAGGAGGGCAGACGGCGGGGUCCGGCGCUGCAUCCCACUGCGCAUCGGAGAAUGACGCCCGCAGUGAGGACCGGGCACAAUGGGCCCCCGAAGACCCCUGCAACGCCUGCGGUGUCCGGUACAAUCGGGCCGGCUCGUGCGGAGUACCGGCCGGCCGCAGAGGGCCCCUUCGUGCUGACUCAGCCUCGAACUCCCCAUCGGAAGGUGAUGGAACUCCCGGCGGCAGAAGGAGCAGAUUCACGUCCUUCGUCGUGAUCAGCUGAUCGGAUGAUGAUUAUGCUUGUGUUGUUGUUUUUCUUUUUUUCUUUUUUAUUUGUUUGGUUAAAAAUCGUAAAAAUUGAGGGAGCAGGGGAUGGACGUCUGUGUUAUUUGUGGGAAUAUUUUUUUAGGGUGCAGGUGGCCACGUGAUAUGCUGCUGCUGUUAGCUGGCGGGGGUUUGAAAAUUGAGGGGAUGGAGAGAAUCGAAAUAAAGGUUGUCCUUGGGACGAGAGUUUAUUUUUCUGGCGCCCGUGAAAGCGAUGGAGAGUUCAGAGUCAAUUUGGUGUUAAAUGUUUAGCUUUUUAUUUUUCAGCAAAAUUUUAAGAACAAAUAAAAUCCAUAAUAAGCUUAACUA
Molecule: messenger RNA, 820 nt
Organism: Asparagus officinalis (garden asparagus)
Lineage: Eukaryota; Viridiplantae; Streptophyta; Magnoliopsida; Asparagales; Asparagaceae
Product: GATA transcription factor 4-like
Source: RefSeq, a predicted model, not a curated record